UUAUUUAUCGCUUGCUGUUAUAUGUAUAUAUUUUUGUGUAUUGGACACUUGGUCGUUGCUUGGCUGCUGUCGCAAUUGUCAUGAUGUGUAGCUACUAAAGCCAGCCAGCCUGCUGUCCUCUCUCACUCUGGCACUCGUCGGCUGUUACAGCUGCGGAACCUGGCAAUAAUAUAGAAAAGAAUUUUUCCAUCGCCUAUAGAGAAAAAUAUUAUGGAUGCAGUGUUGGCAAUAUUGUUCUUCCCAAGGAAAACCAAAUAGAGAGAGAGAGGAAACAAAAGCAACAAUAAUACAAUUUGCAUGCACAUUCAAGUGCAUUUUGAACGGACAAAUUUCGUGUGUGCAACAAAAAUGCAAAGUCAGCAAUCGCCAAAUCCAAAUUCGCAGCAAUUGCAGCCAGCCCAACAAACACAGCAACAACAGUCGUCAGCGGCGGCGGCGGCGGUACUGAUGCAGCAGCAGACACAAUUGCUACAAAAUCAAGGCAAUACAGUGGGCAAGAUCAAUGACACUCCGCCGAAUUUGUCAACUGUGGGCCUUUUGGAAUUAGCACAUCGCGAAUACCAGGCGGUCGACUAUGAAAAUGCCGAAAAACAUUGCAUGCAACUAUGGCGACAAGAUAGCACCAACACUGGUGUGCUAUUACUAUUAUCUUCCAUACAUUUUCAAUGUCGCCGCUUGGAAAAAUCAGCACAAUUUUCAACGCUGGCCAUAAAGCAGAAUCCUUUAUUGGCUGAAGCUUAUAGUAACUUGGGAAAUGUGUUCAAAGAACGUGGACAAUUGCAGGAAGCUUUAGAAAAUUAUCGACGUGCUGUACGCUUAAAGCCCGACUUUAUUGAUGGCUAUAUUAAUUUGGCAGCCGCUUUGGUGGCAGCACGUGAAAUGGAAGCAGCCGUGCAAGCCUAUAUAACCGCAUUACAGUACAAUCCAGAUUUGUACUGUGUUCGUAGUGACUUGGGCAAUCUCUUAAAGGCAUUGGGUCGGCUCGAGGAGGCCAAGGCCUGCUAUUUAAAAGCAAUUGAAACAUGUCCGAGCUUUGCUGUCGCCUGGAGUAACUUGGGCUGUGUCUUCAAUGCCCAGGGUGAAAUUUGGCUAGCCAUACAUCAUUUUGAAAAGGCCGUAACAUUAGAUCCAAAUUUCCUGGAUGCCUACAUUAAUUUGGGCAAUGUUUUGAAAGAAGCCAGAAUUUUUGACAGAGCUGUGGCCGCCUAUCUACGAGCAUUGAAUCUUUCACCAAACAACGCUGUUGUACAUGGAAAUUUGGCAUGUGUCUAUUAUGAACAAGGUCUCAUUGAUUUGGCCAUAGACACCUAUCGGAGGGCCAUUGAAUUGCAACCAAAUUUCCCCGAUGCUUAUUGUAAUUUAGCAAAUGCUCUCAAGGAAAAGGGACAGGUCAAAGAAGCCGAAGAAUGCUACAACACCGCUCUACGAUUAUGCCCCAAUCAUGCUGACUCGCUUAACAAUUUAGCCAAUAUUAAACGCGAACAAGGAUUUAUUGAAGAGGCCACACGUUUGUAUUUGAAAGCUUUGGAAGUAUUUCCCGAUUUUGCAGCAGCUCAUUCGAAUUUAGCCUCAGUUUUGCAACAGCAAGGCAAAUUGAAAGAGGCUCUAAUGCACUACAAGGAAGCAAUACGGAUUAAUCCAACAUUUGCUGAUGCCUACUCCAAUAUGGGUAACACACUGAAGGAGUUACAGGAUGUGACCGGGGCAUUGCAAUGCUAUUCACGGGCCAUUCAAAUCAAUCCAGCCUUUGCUGAUGCUCACAGCAAUUUGGCCAGUAUUCACAAGGAUUCUGGCAAUAUACCCGAAGCUAUACAAUCGUAUCGCACAGCCUUGAAGCUAAAACCAGAUUUUCCCGAUGCCUAUUGCAAUUUGGCUCACUGUUUACAGAUCGUAUGCGAUUGGACGGACUAUGAGGCCCGUAUGAAGAAACUGGUUAGCAUUGUAGCGGAACAAUUGGAAAAGAAUCGUUUGCCUUCGGUGCAUCCACAUCAUUCGAUGUUGUAUCCACUGUCGCAUGAUUUCCGUAAGGCAAUUGCAGCUCGUCAUGCCAAUUUGUGCAUUGAAAAGAUCCUGGUGCUGCACAAGCCACCGUACAAGUUUACGCGGGAGGUGCCCAAUGGGGAGCGCAUACGCAUUGGCUAUGUGAGCUCUGAUUUCGGCAAUCAUCCCACCUCCCAUCUAAUGCAAUCGAUACCGGGUCUGCAUGAUCGGGCGCAAGUGGAAAUCUUCUGCUAUUCGCUGAGUCCCGAUGAUGGCACAACGUUCCGCUACAAGAUCUCACAAGAGGCCGAACACUUUGUUGACCUAUCCACAAUUCCAUGCAAUGGCAAAGCGGCUGAUCGCAUCUAUAAUGAUGGCAUCCAUAUAUUGGUCAAUAUGAACGGCUACACGAAGGGAGCUAGAAAUGAAAUUUUCGCUCUGCGGCCGGCUCCCAUACAGGUCAUGUGGCUGGGUUAUCCCGGCACCAGUGGAGCCUCAUUUAUGGAUUAUAUUAUUACAGAUUCGGUAACAAGUCCCAUGGAAUUGGCCCAUCAGUACAGUGAGAAAUUGGCCUACAUGCCUUACACCUACUUCAUUGGGGAUCACAAGCAAAUGUUCCCACAUCUUAAGGAACGUCUGAUUGUGGCCGACAAACAACAGUCCGUUGUGGCCGACAAUGUGGCCGUUAUCAAUGCCACAGAUCUUUCACCGCUGGUGGAGAACACUGGCGUUAAGGAGAUCCGUGAAGUGAUCAAUUCUGGCAAACCCAUGGAAAUAACACACAAAGUGGCAGAAUUACCCAACACCACACAAAUUGUGUCCAUGAUUGCAUCGGGUCAGAUACAGACGUCGCUUAAUGGUGUGGUCCUACAGAAUGGCUUGGCAACGACCCAAACCAACAAUAAGGCAGCCACUGGCGAGGAGGUGCCCCAGAGCAUUGUCAUAACGACGAGAAGGCAAUACAAUUUACCCGAUGACGCCAUUGUCUAUUGUAAUUUCAAUCAGCUGUAUAAAAUCGAUCCUCUGACCCUACAGACAUGGAUGAACAUCUUGAAGGCAGUGCCGAAUUCAGUGCUGUGGCUAUUGCGUUUCCCCGCCGUGGGUGAGCAGAAUAUCAAGAAGACAGUGGAGGAGAUGGGAGUCUCCCCCGAUCGUGUUAUAUUUUCGAAUGUUGCAUGCAAGGAGGAACAUGUUCGCCGUGGUCAAUUGGCUGAUGUCUGCCUGGAUACACCAUUGUGUAAUGGACACACAACAUCUAUGGACGUUCUAUGGACUGGUACACCAGUUGUAACAUUGCCGGGUGAAACAUUGGCCUCAAGAGUGGCUGCCUCACAAUUGGCCACCUUGGGAUGUCCUGAAUUAAUUGCCAGUACCCGCCAAGAAUAUCAAGAAAUUUCCAUACGCCUGGGCACAGAUCGCGAAUAUUUGAAAUCGUUGCGAGCCAAAGUGUGGAAGGCACGCGACGAAAGUCCCCUGUUCGAUUGCAAACAGUACGCCCAGGGUUUGGAAAUGCUGUUCAUGCAAAUGUGGAAACGUUUCCUGAGGAGUGAGCCGCCAGAUCAUAUUUCUGCCAUAGAAAAUAAAUAAAUUCUUUAAUCUAGACGUACAUACAGCAAGGACCAUCAUCAUCAUUAACAGCUACAUCAUCGUCAUUGUCAUUAUAUUAUAGAUUGUUAGAAGAAAAUAUGAUCCACUAUCAUCCCCCUUUUCAUGGCAUUACCUGAAGCAUCCCAAACAACAGACAUCACUAUAUCUCCCCAUGCAAAGGAAAAAUGUAAAAGAAGCGAACAGAAAAACAAAGACAGACGGUCAUACAGAGAAAUUCAUUAAAUACCAAACCUUUCGAAUCCCCUAAAAACCCCUCCUCCUCCCUUCAAUCACUCCCAUGUAGAUUUGCAAAAUAAUAUUCAAAAUAACAGCAAAAGAAGAAAAACAAUAUGACUAGAAGAUUGAAUACUGAAUAGAGCGAGCAGCAAUGGAAUGAAGAAAUUAAUUUAUUUAAACAAACAAAAACAAAAUAUUAUAGUUUAAAAUGAUCUACAGAUUGUAAGUAAAUGAAAGAAAACUACUCUUCAUGAAUUAUGGCUAAAAGAAAUUUUCAUAGAUGAGAAAGCAGGAAAUGACGCGGUGCGAUUAUAGUUUUAAAAUGAGUGGUAGUUUUAGUUGAAAAGCAGACGGAAAUAAAGUAUGAAGAAGAUGAAAUUUUCAAAUAGAACAAAAAACAAAACAAAAAAAACCUACUGUUGACUAGGGUGAUUUUUGGCUAAUUUAUAAAUUUAGUCAAUCUCAUUGCUCUAUUGUAUUUAUAGAAAACGUGUUAUAAAUAUUUAAUUAUGAUAAUCUUAAAGAAAAAAAACAAUUAAAAAAAACAA
This is a messenger RNA of Musca domestica (house fly), 4352 nucleotides long. RefSeq names its product UDP-N-acetylglucosamine--peptide N-acetylglucosaminyltransferase 110 kDa subunit (gene sxc). The record is from RefSeq and is a predicted model, not a curated record. NCBI's taxonomy places the organism in Eukaryota, Metazoa, Arthropoda, Insecta, Diptera, Muscidae. The coding region runs from base 298 to 3567 and encodes 1089 amino acids. The transcript is spliced from 10 exons. Gene Ontology annotation, biological process: protein O-linked glycosylation. Gene Ontology annotation, molecular function: protein N-acetylglucosaminyltransferase activity; protein binding.